GCUGCUGCUGGCUGCAGAAGGAGUGAAGACCCAAGAAGCCAUGGCUGUGAAUAAAUGUGUCAAGUUCCUCCUCUUCUUCUUCAACCUGCUUUUCUGGCUGAGUGGUUGCAUCAUCCUCGGCGUCUCCAUCUACCUGAAGGUGGACAAGGAUCAAAAUGUGAUCACCAAUGAGGCGAUCCCGGGCAUCGACCUGAUGAUCGCCAUCGGGGUGAUCAUCAUGAUGCUGGGGUUCCUGGGCUGCUGGGGGGCCAUCAGGGAGAACCGCUGCAUGCUGCUCAUGUUCUUCAUCAGCCUCCUCGUCAUCUUCAUCCUCCUGCUGGCUGCUGGCAUCCUGGGGGCCGUGGAGGGGAAGAAGGUGAAGGACUGGGUGAAGCAGCGUCUGGACAAACUCACGCCGCUGUCAUCGCAGCCGGCCAACGUGAGGGACGACCUGGAGAAGCUGCAGGCCAAGCUGAAGUGCUGCGGCCUCGCCAACGGGCCGGCGGACUGGGAUGUAACUCCUCCCUCGUGUCGCUGCAACGCCACCGUGCCGGAGUGCCUCUCCGGCGUGUACAGCACGCCAUGCUCCACCCAACUCAUCACUCUGACAGAGAAAAACAUGGAGGUGGUGCUGGGGAUCGCCUUCGCCAUCGCCAUUCUGCUGAUCUUCGGGAUAGUCUUCUCUAUGGUUCUCUACUGCCAGAUUGGCAGGAAGGACGCCAUCAGCACCGCCUGAUCGCCCGCCCCGCCUGGCCCCGCCCCCCUCCUCGCCUGGCCCCACCCCCCCAUGACCACAUGACCUCAGUACUACUGUAACUUUAGCUGUACCUUUACUGUGGAGUGUCACAGGCGUCGUGGUGGCAUCUCAAAGCAUCAACAAGUGCUGUAGAAUCAUCUGAAUGGACUAAAAGAAACUAGUAGAAAAUAUUGGAGGGUUCCUUUAACUCCAAUUUCAUUUCCUAUUUUGUGGCCUAAAGGAACAAGAAUUUGGAAAAAUGAUGUCAAAAACAAUUUGUGAUGUUUGAGGCUCGUUUAACAAUAUGAAGCUUACAUUAAUAUCUCGCAUGAAUGAUUCUCGUAUCUAAAAUCUAAAGGUUUUAUUUUCUGUAUGUAGCUGAAAUGAAGGUGAACAAGCUUCCAUACGUGUCUGUGCACAUACACACAUGUGUGCAUGUGUGCACAGACACACAUGUGUGUCUGUGCACAUGUUCACUGCUGUCUGCUGCUUGGAGAAUUUCACACAAUGAUCCUCACAAAGUGUUUUGUUCCAUUAGAAAGUAUAAAACAUUCACUUAUCACAACGCUGUUAUUAUUAAAAGUGCUUUAAACUCGUUA
Molecule: messenger RNA, 1314 nt
Organism: Pungitius pungitius (ninespine stickleback)
Lineage: Eukaryota; Metazoa; Chordata; Actinopteri; Perciformes; Gasterosteidae
Product: tetraspanin-8-like
Exons: 8
Coding region: 41-715 (224 amino acids)
Cellular component (GO): plasma membrane
Source: RefSeq, a predicted model, not a curated record